AUGUUAUUGGUGUGGCAAGUCAUUAUCAAUGACAUUCAAUCCUCUAAACCCAUUAUCAUUCCUUGGUGGUACCAUAAUAACUAUUCAAAUCAUUUCGUUGACUUGUCAUUGCAUGGAUUUAGUGAUGCCAGUAAUAUAGCAUUUGGUUGUUAUUCAAUUGAAAUAGAAGAAGCAUUUAAGAUAUGGAUUAUAUUCGUUCAAACAGCAAUAACUACUGAUAAAAAUUUUAAGCAGCUGCAACUAGACCUAAAUGCACCAAUUACACACGACGCAAAAAAACCAAUAUUCCUACCUCGAAAUACAGAAUUUACAAACUUAGUUAUUUAUCAUAAUCAUUAUUUAGUUAUGCACAACGGCGUUAAAGAAACUUUAAACCAAAUUCGAACUCAAUUCUGGAUACCUAAAGCACGAAACUACAUUAAAAAACUGAUUAAAAAAUGUCCUAUUUGUAAACGCUUUGAAGGACUGCCUUAUUCAUAUCCUUCUACCCCUCCUUUACCAUUAUGUCGUUUAAAUAAUGAUCAUGCAUUCAAAUUUACAGAUCUUGUUCCGGACACUUCUGCUGAAUCAUGCAUAAAAAGUUUACGGAGAUUUUUUGCGAAACGUGGCAGACCUUUCGAAACUCUCUCAGGCAACGGAUUACAAUUCACCUCCAAUCUUACUCAAAACUUUACUUCAUCUCUCGGUAUCACGUGGCAUUUCAACAUCCCCGCUGCUCCGUGGUGGGGAGGGUUCUUUGAACGACUAGUUGGAUCCACUAAACGCUGCCUUCGCAAAAUAACACAUGAAGUAGAAUCAAUAUUGAACAAUCAACCAAUCACGUUUAUGUAUGAAUCACCUGGAGACUUACCACUUACACCCAAUCAUUUAAUAUAUGGAAGAUCAACUAACUUUAAAGCUAUUAACGACAAAACAUAUGAAUUAAACUUAAACACCCGAAGUACAUACAUAGAAAAUACAUUAAAUCAUUUUUUGCAAAGAUGGGAAAAAGAGUACCUCACCGAACUUAGAGAAUUCCAUAAAUGUAAGAAAAACAAAGGAACAAAUAAAAUAGCCGUCGGCGACGUUGUACUGAUUCACGACUCGGGCACCAGACGAGGUAAUUGGAAGACAGGCAUUGUUCAGAGCCUCAGUAAAUUAUCUGACGGACUCAUCCGUGCUGCCAAAGUUAGAUACAUUAUGAAUGGAAAAACAAUGUACAUUCAAAGACCUGUAAAUAAACUGUAUUUAUUAGAAGCAUUGGACGCCCCUAUUGAAACAAUGAAGAUUAAUUUCUGCGAUGAAAAGGACAUAAAACAUUUUGUUAUAAAUUAA
Molecule: messenger RNA, 1314 nt
Organism: Hydra vulgaris (swiftwater hydra)
Lineage: Eukaryota; Metazoa; Cnidaria; Hydrozoa; Anthoathecata; Hydridae
Source: RefSeq, a predicted model, not a curated record